AUGGCACCUUCUAAGAAAGGGGAUACACCGAAAAGAACAAAGAGAGUAAAUUCUAAGGCAACUAGGAAAACAAAACGAGCAAAUCUUAAACCCAUAGCUGAAGAAGAAGAAACUAUAACAAUGACACAAGGCGAAUUAGAUGCACUCAUAGCUGAACAAGUGGCUGAAAUUCUUGCCAUGGAAGCAAGCAAGAAUACUAGCAAAACUACGGAAGGAAACUCUAGUAGAGCAGUAUUCCGAUUAUGUGAAUGCACUGACGGCAGCCGAGUCAAGUAUGCCACCGGCACACUUAUUGGUGGUGCUCUUUCAUGGUGGAGUGGAUAUGUUAAUUCUAUAGAAAUAGACGCAGCUAAUGCAUCACCGUGGGAAGAAGUCAAGGAAAUGAUGAAGGGAGAGUAUUGCCCAAGGAACGAGAUUCAGAAGCUAGAGAUAGAGUUCUGGUAUCUGGUAGUAAAAGGGAAUAAUGUGGUUGAAUAUACUAGGAGAUUUUAUGAGUUGUCAGUAUUGUGCCCAACAAUGGUCACUCCUGAGUACAAACGACUGGAGAGGUACAUUUGGGGACUUCCACAGUCUAUCCAAGGGAAUGUGACUGCAUCAAAGCCAAUUACACUUUCAAGUGCCAUUAGUUUAGCUCAUGAUCUCAUGGAUCAAGUGAUUCGUCACAAUGGAGCGACAAAGAUUGCAGAGAUAAGAAGCAAUGAUAAUAAGAGGAAGUUGGACGAGAAUCAAGAAAGAAGUUAUGAACAACACCUAUACAAGGAACCAAAUGUAAUUAAAGCAUACUAUGUCAGACAAAGUAGUAACUCAUCCUAUCUUGGAACCAAGCCUUUCUGCAACAUAUGCAAACGUCAUCAUACCAGGGAUUGUAGAGAAGUAGCUUGGGGCAACAAUAGUAGUUGUUUCAACUGUGGAGAAAAGGGACAUUUAAGAAGGAAUUGUCCAAUGUUUUUAGACCAUGAGAAUGAACAACAACAUGAGGACUGA
This is a messenger RNA of Erigeron canadensis, 984 nucleotides long. RefSeq lists its product as uncharacterized. Gene Ontology annotation, molecular function: nucleic acid binding; zinc ion binding. Lineage: Eukaryota; Viridiplantae; Streptophyta; Magnoliopsida; Asterales; Asteraceae. The record is from RefSeq and is a predicted model, not a curated record. The transcript is spliced from 2 exons. Bases 1 to 984 code for a protein of 327 amino acids.